AUGUUUGAUGAUGAGUUUCAUGCAAUUAUGGAACAGGAUUUUUCUGCUGAAACAAAUGCCAAUAAAACGAGUGAAACAGUCAACGAAGAUGUCGAGACUGAUUCUGAUGCCACUGAAAUUGAUGAGGAUGAUCAGUUUGCAGCAGUCAGUGAAUCUCAGCCGAACACCAAACCAGUGGUCAAUCUCAGCUCAAGCAGUGCAUCAGGUGAACAACAGCAGAAUGGUCGUCAAAAAAGAGCUAAAAACCACAAGUGUCAGCAGUGCAACAAAUGCUUUCCAUCUCCAUCUGAUCUCAAGCGACACCAAUUGGUGCACACUGGAAUAAAAGCGCACAAGUGCCCAACAUGCUUCAAAUUAUUUGGGCAGAAAGAUACUCUCAAAAAACACCAACUGAUUCACACUGGCAUACGAGCGCACAAAUGCGCAAUUUGCUCCAAAUCAUUUGCAGACAAAUCUACUUUCAGAAAUCACCAGCUGAUUCACGAUAACAUCCGAGCUCACAAAUGUACAACAUGUUCUAAGUCAUUCAGCAGGCCUGAUGCCCUCAAAGAACACCAACUUGUUCACACAGGCAUUAAAGCGCACAAGUGCUCAACAUGCUCCGAAUCGUUUGGUCGAAAGAGUGUUCUCAAUCGACACCAACUGGUGCACACUGGCAUUCGAGCUUACCAGUGCCCAACAUGCUCCAAAUCAUUUGGGCUGAAGGGUAAUCUCAAAAAACACCAGCUUGUCCACACUGGCAUUAAAGCGCACAAGUGCACGAUUUGCUCUAAAUCUUUUGGACAGAAGGGUUAUCUCACGAGACACCAAGUAGUUCACAGCGACUCUAAACCAUUUCAGUGCUCCGUCUGUCAACAAACGUUCAAAUCGAAAAAUGGUUUCAAAGAGCAUCUUCAAACUCAGCAUUUGCAGUAA
Messenger RNA from Rhagoletis zephyria (snowberry fruit fly), 915 nucleotides. Lineage: Eukaryota; Metazoa; Arthropoda; Insecta; Diptera; Tephritidae. The record is from RefSeq and is a predicted model, not a curated record.